UUUAUAAGUUGGAAAAAACUAUAAGAAAAUCUUAAGAUGACUUUUCCACUUGGGUUGUGGAAGUGGAACGAACACCUUCAUAGUGGAAGUAUAACUAAUCUGAUUUGGGGUGGUGGGUUUUUAACAAGCGACCUAGUUUCAUGUAUGGAGGAAACGAUCAGAAAAUGGUGACAGCUACUCGAAGUUUUGCUGUUCGGAAGCCGAAUGAAAGUAUGAGACAGAUUGUGUUACUUUUUGCUGGAGGAUUUUUGGGAUUAAUUGUUGGAUUAUCACUUCCACCACUGUCCAUAACCAAGUUGAAUCUGCCAUAUGGCCUGCUUCGAUUCUCUAGUGUACAGGAAAAGUAUAUAGAUAGCAGCACCUCAUUUCAAGAGCAGUUUCAAAGUGACCCAACAAAGAUUUGGGUUCCAACAAAUCCAAGAGGGGCAGAAAGGUUACCUCCUGGGAUUGUUAAUGCAGAAUCGGACUUAUUUUUGCGAAGAUUGUCUGGUAUUCCUAGUGAGGAUUUAACCUUUAUACCGAAGUAUCUCGUGACCUUCACUGUGGGGUAUGAGCAGAAAAAGAAUAUCGAUGCAGCUGUGAAAAAGUUUUCAAAGGAUUUCACAAUCCUUCUAUUUCAUUAUGAUGGCCGAACAACGGAAUGGGAUGAGUUUGAGUGGUCAAAACAGGCAAUUCAUGUCAGUGUUCCCAAACAAACCAAAUGGUGGUAUGCCAAGAGGUUUCUGCAUCCAGACAUUGUGGCACCAUAUGACUAUAUUUUCAUGUGGGAUGAAGACCUAGGGGUUGAGAAUUUCAAUGCAGAAGAAUACCUAAAACUGGUGAGGAAGUAUGGCUUGGAGAUAUCACAGCCUGCAUUGGAACCUAGUAAAAGUACAAAAGGGGUGUGUUGGAAUAUGACAAAGAAAAGAGAAAAUAGUGAAGUUCACAAAGAAGCAGUGGAAGCAGGAAGGUGUAAGUACCCUCUUCUACCUCCUUGUGCAGCGUUUGUUGAGAUUAUGGCUCCAGUGUUUUCACGAAAUGCAUGGCGCUGUGUGUGGUAUAUGAUUCAGAAUGAAUUUGUGCAUGGAUGGGGUCUUGAUUUUUCUUUUAGAAAAUGUGUUGAGCCUGCCCAUGAGAAAAUUGGAGUUGUUGAUGCUCAGUGGAUUGUUCACCAAGGUAUUCCCUCUCUAGGAAAUCAGGGAGAAGCACAAACUUCUGGGAAACCUGCAUGGCGAGCAGUGAAGGAGAGGUGUGGCAUGGAGUGGAGAAUGUUCCAGGGCAGAUUGACUAACGCAGAAAAGGGAUAUUACAAGAACAAGGGAAUUGAUUUUUCUAAUUUGCUCGUUCAUAAUUAGCUUGUCUUUGUUUUCGAUAUCAUUAUUUUCAUAUUUUAUUGUUUAAUUUGUAAGCAAAUAUCUUUGUAUAAGUUUAUUCCAUAAACAGUACAAAAUUAAGAUAAGUGAAGGAUUCAAUUGAAAUAAUAGAAUAAAUCAUUUUUACACCAUGAACUA
Vigna angularis (adzuki bean) is the source of this 1490-nucleotide messenger RNA. RefSeq lists its product as uncharacterized. Lineage: Eukaryota; Viridiplantae; Streptophyta; Magnoliopsida; Fabales; Fabaceae. The transcript has 15 exons. The record is from RefSeq and is a predicted model, not a curated record. Bases 141 to 1334 code for a protein of 397 amino acids.